UUGGAGUAGUAAAUGCAGCAGCCUCACACCUAAAUUUCUCCCAUGUCACUCAUGACGAAGAUCUUCCGGCGCCAGGGUCCAAGCUCCCGCCUCCCGCUCCGCUCCACCCCAUAACAUCAUCGACAUCACCAUCACCCACUACCACUACCACAACACUACCACGCCAACAACCCUCAAUGGCCCCAAUCCGGCGAUACCUGCGCAUCACAAAGUACUCCGUCCUCGAAGUGCGCAUCUACCUCGACAAUCCCGCCCACAGCGAAUCCUGGCUCCUCAGCAACAACAACUCAGCUCUCGCACGCAUCAUCGCCGCUAUCCAACCCCUCGUCCUGCCCAAACUGCGCGAGGAAAACGAGCGCCGUAGUGGCAGUGGUACAAAGUCUGGAAAACCAAAGGGCAAAAAGGGCGGUGUCAAGGAUGUUGUCUCGGGAGACUUCGAAGUAUCCCUCUUCCUAACCGCGCCUUCGUCAUCAACGCGCCACACCCUCCUCACGACGCAGAAGACAUACGCGUCGAACCCGCCGUCGCGUUUGACUAGUAAUACUGGGAAGCUGACCGGUUGGUUGGCUGGCGCUGAUGCAGAUGCCGCGGGAUCGAGGGAUAGGCCGGUUGAUCUUUCGGGUGCGGAUGUGUCUGUGCCGGGGCUCAGGAGAGAGGAAGAAGACGAGGAUGAGGAUGAAGGAGGGCUAGAUGCGAUACCCGAUAAUGAUACUGCGGCGAGAGAUGCAAACCGGAAGAGGAAGAGGAGGAGGACGCGCGACACGACAGACGAUGGCGAUGCGCUUUUCGUCGUAGACUCCAGCGCCGAGGAAGACGAGGCUGUUGAAGGGGCGGCUUCUACAUCGUCGAAGCAGAAGAGAAAAGACAAAUCAACAGGGGACAAGGACAACGACAAUGCCGACGACGAAGACGACAAGAAAAAACUCGUCUCGGCAACGCGCUACGACGGCUUCAGCAUCUACGGACGCAUCCUUUGCCUCGUCGUCAAGCGCAGCGGACCAGCUGGGAAGACAGGAGGAGGAGCAGCAGCAGCAACAGGAAGGACGGCGAGUGGUAGUGCUGGUAGUGCUGGUGCAAGUGUAGGGAUAGCAUCGAGUCAGCAGAUGCUCGAAAAUUGGGUGAGUACGCAGGCGGCGGCCAAGGAUUUGGAUGAUGAGGAUGAGGAUGACUGAAUGGAUGGAUGAUUGGAUGAUUGGAUGAUUGGAUUAUGGAUUGUAUGAAGCUGCUGCUGCUGCCGAGGUCUUUGCACUCUGCCAUACUCUGCCCUACACUACACUAUCCCACGCAGACAUGGCAAAGCUCCAUCACAAGAACACCACUCCCCCUCCCCUCCCCUCCCCUCCUCUCAGCCCAAGAUCCAAGAUCCAAGAUCUACAAUCCAAUCCAACAACCCCCCAAUCUCGUCGGAACUACCCAUCAACAACGCACUACAGCCACACCCAGCACCGAGAUACGAUACACACAAGGCACCAGGCACAAGGCACAAGGCCAAUCGCCAAUCCGCAUCCCAACAAACCUCACCUCCGCGGCAUCGGAGCGGCAAACAUCCGGUCCCGACCAACCAACCGACCGGACAGACAGACAGACAAGCAGACAAACCUACCCACUCAUUUUACCCACUCUACCAACAAAUCUAUCUACCUACCUCCCGA
This is a messenger RNA of Pseudovirgaria hyperparasitica, 1652 nucleotides long. RefSeq lists its product as uncharacterized. Bases 177 to 1172 code for a protein of 331 amino acids. The transcript has 2 exons. Lineage: Eukaryota; Fungi; Ascomycota; Dothideomycetes; Acrospermales; Acrospermaceae. The record is from RefSeq and is a predicted model, not a curated record.